Messenger RNA from Pangasianodon hypophthalmus (striped catfish), 5694 nucleotides. RefSeq names its product nucleoporin 153 (gene nup153). Gene Ontology annotation, molecular function: structural constituent of nuclear pore. NCBI's taxonomy places the organism in Eukaryota, Metazoa, Chordata, Actinopteri, Siluriformes, Pangasiidae. The transcript has 22 exons. Gene Ontology annotation, biological process: RNA export from nucleus; protein import into nucleus. The record is from RefSeq and is a predicted model, not a curated record. Gene Ontology annotation, cellular component: nuclear pore. Bases 107 to 4510 code for a protein of 1467 amino acids.
GAGGUUUUUUGCUUUGAGCUGUUGACAGGACGAGAGCGCUCUCCGGCGCAGUGAGCUAACACUCAGUGUGUGUGCGUGUGUGUGUGGAUGUGUGUGUGAUUUAGCCAUGGCGGCCACAGGAGGAGGGAAAAUCAGAACAAGACGAUAUCACAUCGUUUCUAAACCUUAUGCCAAGGGCCAGCAGCAGCCUGGUUUGAUCAGCCGAGUAACAGACACCGUCAAGAGCAUAGUCCCCUCUUGGCUGCAGAAGUACUUCAAAAACGGUGAGGUAGCUGAAGGAGGAGAUACUCAUGUGCAGGUGGAGCAGAACAACGUACCUACUCCUCCCAAUGGCAGUCAGGAAGCAGCUCCGCUCCCCGAUGGACGCAACUCCCCAGAACCCAGCACAAGUAACGCAGAGCCCUCUACAAGCAGAGCGUCGCUGAACUUUCAGGACGUUCUCUCCAGACCUCCACUCAACCGCUCCCACCUACAUUUCCCUUCCCAUGAUGGCUCCCCUGCACUUGGGGGCUCUCUCUUCUCCCAGCCCUCCACAUCUACGGCUCCCUUUCCAGCAAGCCCAUUUGCUGUAAGCUCAAGCUUCUCUUUAGUGAAGGAGAUCAAGGAUUCCAGCUCUCAGCACGAGGAUGACAAUAUCUCCACCACGAGUGGCUUCUCAUCACGAGCGUCUGAUAAAGAUGUACCCACCUCAAAGACUGCACCACUCCUCUGGUCACCAGAGACAGAACGCACACAGUCCGGAUCACAGCUGGCCCAUACGAGUCUCAAGAAGCCAGCCUUCAACCUGUCAGUCUUCGGCACUUCCUCAUCAUCAGCGAUGAACAGUUCAGUGCUGAACUCAAGUCAGCUGGGAGACUCUCCCUUCUAUCCAGGGAAGACUACGUAUGGCGGCGCUGCAGCUGCCAAGAUGGCUCGUUCACGGGCGGGCACACCUUAUCAGGCUCCAGUGAGGAGACAGAUCAAGGCCAAACCAGCAGGAGCUCAGCCUUGUGGAGUGACCAGCGCCACAGCCAGACGCAUCCUGCAGUCAUUAGAGCGCAUGUCCAGCCCUCUUGCUGAUGCGAAAAGAAUCCCAUCUACAGUUUCUUCUCCCUUGUCACCAUCAGUGAAUCACACAGAUCUAGAUGUUAGUAAUUUCCAGUCUAAGAGGAAAAAGCUGGAACCGGCUGUCCCACCUGUGCAGAAACUGGUGAUUCCAGCUGCUGCAGCUGUGUCUGGUAACCGCUCCAUGUCUUUCCGCCCUUCGCUUACUCCUGGAUCUGUGAGCAGAGUGGUGGAAAAGGGCAGCAAGGAGACGCCUGUUAGACGGUCCCCUCAGAUCCCAGAUGCCAUUCCAGCUGCUACAGCAAGCACAAGCAGUCUGUCGUACCCGUUGUCCAGCACACCUGCCACCAGCGUCACGGGUGCUGGUGGGGGCAAGAUGAAGCGAGAGAGGAGUGUCCGACCUUCCACCAAAAGACCCGACGAUGAGGUUGCUGAAGUGCCGAACCUGCCUGCUGUUUCUCUGCCAAUCAGCAACUUCAAUCUGCCCACCUUCAGUUUCUCCUCCCCACCCCCUGCCUCGACACUCACCCCCAGCACCACACCAGCACCUCGCAUCUCUGAGCAAGCAGCCGUCAGCAAGGAGACGAAUGCCGUGUCUACGCCUGUUUCUGUCUCUUUUACUUUUUCUUCGCCCAUUGUCAAGGCAACAGCUGCCAGUCCACUGUCUUUUCCUCCAUCAUCGGGAUUUACCUUCAGCGCGCCUACUAUGAAAACCACAACUUCCAUGUCAAAUGGGAAAGUUGCUCCAGCAAUAGUUACAUUAAAAAAAGGCAGCGAAAGCAGUGAGGAAUUUGGAGGGCCUUUCAAACCUGCUAAGGCCUUGAAGCAGGGUAGUGUUCUGGAUAUCCUUAAAGGACCUGGAUUUGCUUCUCCAGCCCAGAACUCCUCUGAAACAGAACCCACGAAGCCGACACGCAGCACAACUCUACAUGCACCCUUGACUUCUCUCUCUGGGUUUGGGGAGAAGUUUAAACCUGCAGCGGGAUCAUGGAACUGUGGCACCUGCCUGCUGCAAAACAAACCCUCAGACAAAAAGUGUGUGGCCUGCGAGGCCCCGCAGCCCAGCACAGACUCUUCCUCCAAAUCGGACAGUAAACCUGCGAAAGCCCCUGCUGCUAGUCUUAGUUCUUUGUUUGCCCCUCCAGCUGGAAGCUGGGAAUGUGACACCUGUAUGGUGCAGAACAAGCCUGAGGUGGUUAAAUGUGUAGCGUGUGACACGGCCAAGCCAGGGACUGGAGUAAAACCUGCCCUGACUCGGCCUCCUGUCUCUGAGGUCUCUUCAACACCCCCUGCUUCUUCUACCCCAGCCGCCACUUCCACCACCACUACCACCACGUCUGGACUGCUUAGUUUUGCUGACAAGUUUAAGAAGCCAGAGGGCGCAUGGGAUUGCGACGUAUGCAUGGUUCAGAACAAAGCACAGGAUGUUAAGUGUGUAGCGUGUCAGACCGCUAAACCAGGAGCAGCGGCCACACCUUCAUCCCAAGCAUCUUCAUCCCAGCCUUCUGCAUCCACGCCAGCAAGUACUGCACCUCUAUUGGGAUUUGGAGACAAGUUCAAGAAACCUGAGGGCAGUUGGGAGUGUGAUGUCUGCUGUGUUCAGAACAAGGCUGAGGACCAGCAGUGUGUGGCCUGCCAAUCAGCCAAACCAGGCGCUAAAGUAGAAACCAAAGGUUUUGGCACUCAGUCAUCCAGCACUAAGUCAAGCUCAACUACUUUCAAGUUUGGUACUUCAAGUUCUUCAAAUUCAACUUCUGGUGAACUGAAAUUCGGUGGCACUUUUUCAGACUCCACCCCCACAAUGUCCUUUAAAUUUGGUAAUGCUUCAUCAGAUGCCACUGCACCUUCUGGUGGGUUCAAAUUUGGAGGCUCAUCCUCAGAUAGUUCUUCAGGAGAAUUCAAAUUUGGAGGAGCCUCCACAGAACACACCUCAACAGGCCCAAGUUCAACCGAGACUUUCAAAUUUGGUGUUUCCUCAGAUGGCUUUAAAUUUGGAACAGCUCCUACUUCUGAAUCAACAAGUGAAGAGAAAAAGAUCGAAACUCAAAAUUCUGGUGCUGGUUUUAAAUUUGGAGGAAGCAGUGCAAUCAAUUUUGGCUCCAUAAGCACUGCUGCUGCUCCUGCAGCUGCAUCAGGGGGCUUUGCGUUUGGGCACUCAAAACCUGAAGAGAAAGCAGAGUCCAAUCCAUCGUUCAGUUUGUCAGCACCUAAAGCCAAAGCUGAAAAUGAAGACCCUCCUCCUUCCACGGAAGCUGUUUCAGCCACUGCCAAUGCCGCCCCUGUUUUCGGCAACCCGCGACGGGCAUUUCGCCACGAGCAGACCACAGUUCAACUGUUUUUAGAUGAAACCCCACAGAAGACUUCAACCACUACUUUCAUGUUUGGUAAAACAGAGGAGAAAAAGGAUACCUCAACACCCUCAGCUGGAUUUCUGUUCAAUGCAGCCAAGGAGGCUGACAAACCUGCACCCUCCUUGGGCUUCAAUUUCAGCAAGCCAGACCCUCCAAAGGAACUCCCCAAACCUACAUUUACAUUUGGAAAACCCGCUGAGCCCACAGAAACCCCAAAACCGACAUUCGGCUUUGGACAGAAUGCAACAGACAAUGCAGCACCAAAGACUGCGUUUGCCUUCAUGGGCAGUUCAUCUACCACCCCUGCAUCCUCCAGUCUUGCACCCAGCCUCUUCGGGACUCCCAGCAGUUCGAGCCUGGCCCCCACUCCUGCUCCAACCAGCACUUUUGUUUUUGGCCAGAGCUCCUCUUCAGAUGCACCUUCCAAGACCUUCAUGUUUGGGCAGCAGCAAGAAACCCAGGCAGCCUCAGCAGAACCCCCUGCCGCUCCUAAUCCAGCACCGCCGUUCGUCUUCGGCUCUGUGAAUAGUUCGAACGCAUCGCCCUUCUCCUUCGGCAAUGCAGCCUCUACGCCAGCAUCUACAGCUCCUGCACCCUCAGCAGCUCCAUCUCCAUUUGGGUUUACUGCCACCACGUCCACCUCUGGCUUCGGCUCUGGACAGACAUCGGCAUUCGGCUCCUCGCAGUCCACCGUUCCAGCUUUUGGAUCAGCUGCGUCCUCUUUCACAGCCACGGCAUCAGCAGCUCCUGCCUUUGGAGCGAAGCCUAGUGCUCCUUCUGUGUUUGGCCAGCAGCCCAAUUCAACACCCGCUUUUGGAUCGUCUGCUGCCUCUUCUGGCCAAGGAGGCUUCCAGUUUGGAGGAGCCACUGCUUUUGUGGGAACUGGGAGCAACAACAGCGGUAUAUUUACCUUUGGAGCGGGAUCCGGAGCUACAGCCAGCCCUGCAGCAUCACCGGCCAUGUCCGCUCAGCCAGCAGCACCUGGGGGAGGCUUCAGCUUCUCACAGCCCCCGGCCUUCAAUAUCGGGUCAGCAAAGAGUUCCAACGCAACACCAACCGGACAGCACGGCAUCGCCGGCCGCAAGAUCAAAACCGCUGUCCGGCGUAGGAAGUAAAGCUGGAAAUGAUACAGGCUGCCUCACCUUUGAACAAACACUGAAGUACUUAGUAUUUUGAGCUUGGUACAUUCACGGCUCCCUUUUGCCAGGAGAUUGGUUUUUGCAGUCGAGGGUCAUUGGUAGACUCUGGAGCCCUGGCCCUGUGACUGAAACUCACAGAGACUCAAAAAUGCGAAAUAAAUGAAUACAAUCAAAGCAAAAACCUUACCUUGUGCAGGAAAGGUAUCUCUAUUUUCAGCAUCCGCAACGUUGGCAGGAUUUGCGCAUGACUUUUUGUAAGGAAAGAAUACCAUGCAAAAACAAAUUUAGGGCAGUGACAGAUAGGUUUUGCUUGGGUGAUCUGCAGGUAAAUCUGCACGUGGCAGAGACGAGGACUAGUUGCUGUAUGUACAGUGAGGCGAGUGUUUCUAUGUACUGAAUGAAGCAAUUUUUUUUUUCUUUUUUUGUGUGCAGAUUUGUGUGUAUGUAUGUAUGUGUGGAUUCUUUGUACAUGCUGAAUUGUGCUGAUUGGAAAAUGGAGGCAAAUGAAUGUGUUUAAGGAAAGGGCUGGGUGGUGGUGUGGGUUACCCCCGUGUGCUGUUGAUUGGUUGGUGAAAGAAGCAGCCCCGCUGCUCUCCUCAGAUUCUCUGUAAAUCUGCACUUCCCAAUCUGUUCAAGUUCAUCCUUGAGUGCCCUUUUAGUUGUUUUUUUUUCUUCCUCCUCCUAUUACUCUCCCAUUUUCUUGCUCUCAACUCUCUACACCUCAUCUUGCUCUUUGUCUCCUGCCUUUUCAAUAUUAUUAAAAAUUGUAAAUAGUAACUUUUUUUUAAUCUGUGAAGUUUUUGUGUGUUAAACAAGCUUAUUUUUCAUUCAGCAUUUUUUUUUUUUUUUUUGUCUUUUAGAAUUUAUGUAAAGCCCUUAAUUCAAAGUUACCCAAAUCCAUUUAAAAAUGACCUUAAAUGCAAAUUGGGGAUCCUUUGAAGACUAAAGGUAUAUUGGCAUUUCUGAUCCACUUUUGUUUGGACCAAAACCAGUAUUGUAAAAAGUGUUAAGUAUAUAUUUUUCUAUUGCUUGUUUAAAUGGACUUAGGGUGACUUUGGAUAAUAAGGACAUCUACUUAAUUUUAAAGCCAUGAUAAUUAUUACUGAACGAGUGAUAAAUAAAACCAUGGAUAAUUGCCAUCAAUAAAAUUAUGAAAUGAU